Molecule: messenger RNA, 2779 nt
Organism: Ixodes scapularis (black-legged tick)
Lineage: Eukaryota; Metazoa; Arthropoda; Arachnida; Ixodida; Ixodidae
Gene: SCCRO4
Product: DCN1-like protein 5
Exons: 9
Coding region: 152-1054 (300 amino acids)
Biological process (GO): protein neddylation; positive regulation of ubiquitin-protein transferase activity
Cellular component (GO): ubiquitin ligase complex
Molecular function (GO): cullin family protein binding; ubiquitin conjugating enzyme binding; ubiquitin-like protein binding
Source: RefSeq, a predicted model, not a curated record
AGUCAGGCUGUAGAAGCGCCGUUUCGUGCCGCACCACGGCGUGACUUCUUCAAUCAUGCUCGUGAUCUGCACGGCGAAAAGCAAUUGAGUGGAAUUACUUGAUUGCGUUAAUUUCAGGGAGAGCUGUCCAAAAUUUCGACUUCAUAGAUCGAUGCAGCACACGCAGAAGACACUGCGCGAGGGUACCACGCCACGCCUGCCGAGCGUCCGCCCGGGCAUUCAGCUCCAGCUGCAGCCCCCCCUGGUGUGCGAACGCGUCCUCCUCGACCCCAACAUGGGACCCCAGAGGCGGAGGAGGGCAGACGCCCACGACGAUGACACCAAGGCCAACAGCAAGCGGCUACGUACCACCCAUGUCGGGUCCCGACGCAAUCCCUUUUCAAGUGAAAGUGCCGCCCCACCUUCCUUCUCUCUGAAGCGGUGCCUAGCACUCCUACAGGAGUAUGCCUCUGUCAACGAGCCCAAGGUGAUGGGGCCCGACGGAAUGGAAAAAUUCUGCGAGGACAUUGGUGUGGAACCCGAAAAUAUUGUGAUGUUGGUGCUGGCCUGGAAGAUGGAUGCCAAGCAGAUGGGCUUCUUCACCGAGGAGGAGUGGGUACAAGGACUCUCGGACCUCCAGUGCGACUCAAUCCAGAAGAUCCAGGGCAAGCUGGACUACCUCAAAUCCCUGUUGAAUGACACCACCCACUUCAAGAGCAUCUACAGAUAUGCGUACGACUUCGCAAGGGACAAGGACCAGCGAAGCAUGGACAUGGCAACAGCCAAGGCAAUGCUUCAACUGCUGCUGGGCAAGCAUUGGCCCCUCUGUGCCUCUUUCCACCAGUUCCUCGAGCAGUCCAAAUACCGGGUGAUCAACAAGGACCAAUGGUGUAAUGUGCUGGAGUUCAGCCGGACCAUCAAGCCGGACCUUUCCAACUACGAUGAGGACGGAGCCUGGCCCGUCUUGUUGGACGAAUUCGUGGAAUGGCUGCACUCGAGGCAUCCUCACCUCCGUCGGACGCCCCAAGAACUCGAAGACGACUCCCUCCCCUCGUUCAGUGCCUGCUCCAGCUGAGGGGGGGAGUGGACAUCCCAGUGCCCUCCCCUCUCCCCCCCCCCCCCCCCCCCCUCACCCCUCCCCAAAACUAGGACUACUCCUUUAAUUUGCAUCCCCUUCCCUCAAAGUUUGGUUCUACAAUAACAACAGUAACAACCAAGUCCAUGCCAACACCAUGGCUGAAGCUGCUACCCCCCCCCCCCCCCCCUUUUUUUUUUUUUCUUUAGUGAGUCUUCAAAUUUUUUUUUCUUGCUCCGACAGUUGAGUUUUGUCUGUACUACCUCCGUGCUGGACACCGUAUUUCUUUUUUGUGUGUGCGUGUGUGUGCAUACUUUUGGUUUACAAGAACGUUGCCACUCUUUUAGUCGAAGAUGGAAAUCGCCGUGCCGUGGAAUGCAUUUAAGGGGGCCGGCCACGAUCCGCGGCUGCAGUCAUCGAAGAGGGUUGCAAGUGCGUCGCGUGGUAAACAUCUUCAUUUCUACUUUUUUUUCUUAUUUUACGUCAAUAUUUAUGGGAGUUGUGUCGACGAAAGUUUGGCGAGGAAGAAGUAGCCUGCUCUCGUGCGGUGAAAUUAAUUUAUAAAGAUUGGGAACUGGUAUAAUUAGUAGCAAGGGCAUUCGACGCGCGCGCACGCAAGGUUUGGAAAUUUUGUUGCCCCGGGUCACAUCGGGUGGGAGAGGUUGCGUCAAGCAAAUGUUUUAGCACUUCGUUGUUUGUUUUUUUUUCGUCUAGGCACCCUUGUGUGAAUUUACCGGUUAUGCAUCUCCAUUGCCUGGUCCUUACCGCCUCGCACCACCCUUUAUGCAAUUGAGGAAGGUUUUUCUCUUUUUGUUGUUCUAGGUUUUAAUUGUAACCUUCGCUUCGCUGCAUUUCUUUAGGUUUGCGUAUGACGCUGUUAAAAAAAUUGUGGUUUUAAAUUUUUAUUUUUUGGACGGGACUCAGAAGAGAAUGCGUUUUGCUACCCCAGGGUUUGAUGUUGCCUUUUAUUUUUAUUUUGCGAACGUGAUACAGACAGCUCGGGUGCAACAAUUCCUGCUGGCUUCGUCCACACUCUUCGACGUAACCGGCGGGAUGCGGCCUGUGCGGUCGAAACUGACGUCGUACCGUAGACGUGCAAACGACCACAACCUUCCUAUCCCUGCAUCUCUCCUUCCCAUUCCCUUUUGUAGUUCUCGAUCCAACUUUCAAACUCCCCUCUCCCCUGCGAAAGCGAGCAUUGCGGCUGGCAAAGCAACAAUGCCAGGCCUGCCUUCUUUCUUUUUUCUGGAUGUGCGUGUGUCUGUGAAAGCGCUUUUGUACCGACUGGAAGAGAGAACGGAAACGGCACGCAUUGUACAAAUGUCUCGGAUGAGAGCGAUAUCCCAGAGCGGUUGUCGCGAACGAUUGUUAGGCCCGGUUUUUGAGAGCGGGCUCGUUUUGGAAGAAAGAAGGUGCAGACGAGAGGCAAACGGGUACGCGGGGUUCCGCUUGGAGACGAAGAGGGCACCGGGUACCCGCCACGGUAACGCGCAAGGAAGGUCGAAUUACAUUCCGCUAACGAAAAGAAACCAGCUCUCAACGACAACAAUAUUUGCCUCCCGUUUGGAAUUCACCGAGUCAACGUAGCGGCGCUUCGGUUGGAAGAGAAAGGAGUGGUGGUGCCAGAAGAUGUGGCACGCAGUUUUUCGAAAUGAAAACAAAAAAAGAAAUGAAAGCUGUAUUCGUAUUGAAAGUUUUAAGAGGAAAUAAAAGACAUCAAAUGAG